GAAACGGAUGAUUUGCUUCCUAAUCUUCCCGAAUCUGGCUUGCCUCAAGGGAUCCUUCCUAAACUAAUAGCAAAUCUAGUUAAUAAAAGAAAGUUGGUUAAAAAUUUGAUGAAAGAUCCCAAAGCUUCACCUAGUGAUCUUGCACAAUAUGAUAUUCGUCAAAAAGCUCUUAAACUUACAGCAAACAGCAUGUAUGGUUGUUUGGGCUUUCCACAAUCUCGGUUUUAUGCGAAAGCUUUGGCCAUGUUAAUCACUUCUAAGGGUCGGGAAAUUCUCCAAGAUACUGUUAAUUUGACAGAAAAUGAAGGCGUGGAGGUCAUAUAUGGUGACACUGAUUCAAUAAUGAUCAACACCAACACCACAGAAUUACAUGAAGCUUCUGAAAUAGGAAAGAUGCUGAAAAAGAAGGUUAACCAACAAUAUAAACUUCUUGAGAUCGAAAUUGAUGGGUUUUUUGAAAAGAUGCUGCUUUUGCGAAAGAAAAAAUACGCUGCCGUUGUUAUAGAAGAAAAUAAUGGCAUUUUGACGCGACAUCACGAGACAAAAGGUGUCGAUCUGGUCAGAAGAGAUUGGUGUGAAUUGGUUCGAAAUGCUUCUAAAUAUGUUUUGGAUCAAAUUUUAUCUUCUUUUGAUCGGACUGAGGUGGUGAAUAAUAUCCACGAAUAUCUGACACAGUUAGGACAUGAAAACCUCACGAAAGCGCCGGAGGCUUAUGCUGAUGUUAAAAGUCAACCGCAUGUGCAAGUUGCAUUACGGAUGAAAAAUAGAGGAAUGAGCGCUCGCCAAGGAAAUACCAUUCCUUACGUGAUAUGCAUUAGAACAGAUGAAAAUGCCAUAGCUAGCAAAGGUCUUGCUGAUAAAGCAUUCCAUCCAGAUGAAAUCCGAAAAGAAGACUCUAAUUUACAACCUG
Racocetra persica is the source of this 910-nucleotide messenger RNA. Lineage: Eukaryota; Fungi; Glomeromycota; Glomeromycetes; Diversisporales; Gigasporaceae. The record is from the annotation of a GenBank genome assembly.